AUGCCCCUGUUAAAGCAAAGGAACGAAUCUAAGUUUACGUAUAAGAAUUUGCUUGACCUGAAUGAUCCAACCAAAAGUUAUAAAAGCCCACUCUCGGUUAUUGGACAUGUUGAUCUUAACGCGUUUUUUGCCCAGUGUGAACAGUUAAGGUUAGGGCUUUCAGAUGACGAUCCUGUAGUUUGUGUGCAAUGGACCACCAUUAUUGCGGUUUCUUAUGCAGCAAGGGAGUAUGGAAUCUCACGAUCAGACAAAUUGGAGCAAGCAAAGCUAAAGUGUCCGAAUAUUAUUGCCGCACACACUGCUGUUUUUAAAAAGGGAGAGCCAUUUUGGAGAUACCUGGAUCACCAUCCCUCUCCUAUAGAUCAUAAGGUCUCUCUUGACCCAUAUCGUAGAGAAGGCAAAAAAGUUUUGCGGGUUUUCCAAGAAGAAUGCGAUUUGGUUGAAAAGGCCAGUGUUGAUGAAAGUUUUAUGGAUUUUGGUAGGCUAGUUUUCCAAAAGAUAAUCAAAUAUUAUCCCGAUAUUUUUAGAUCCAUGCAAAGCAGUUCUGAGAGGCUACCCCCUCUAAAAGAGUUACCCACUGGUUUGGAAUACAAAGGCUAUAUUAUUAGUAAAAAGAUUGAAGAGGAAAAUGGACACGGUGAGGUGGAUGAAGAACAUCAGUACGUGGUUGAAGAUUGGGAUGAUCUCGUGAUGUUGCUUGGCUCAAGCAUAUGUUAUGAAUUGAGGAAAAAAGUCGAAGACCGUCUUGGCUAUAAAACUUCUGGUGGUGUUGGGAGGGUUAAGACAAUAGCCAAACUUGCAAGUGGAUUCAAAAAGCCUAAUCAGCAAACGAUUGUUAGAAAUGAUGCUAUUCCUCAAUUCUUAAAAUUCUUCAAAUUAUCUGAUUUCUGGUCCUUUGGUGGGAAAACGGGUAAGUAUGUCCUUGACAGGCUUGAUACGGAGUCUAUUGAUUAUAUCAGAAAUGUGUAUGACUCACCAGCUAAAUUAUCCAAAAUAUUAGAAAGUAACAAGGAUUUAGCUUCUCGAGUUUACAAAAUUGUUAGGGGUGAGCUGGCGGACAAGGUGGAAAAUAAAGAAGUCAUCAAGUCUAUGAUGUCUAACAAAAACUUUGUGGGAAAUAAUGUCAGGAAUACUAAUGAUCUAUUAUCGUGGGUACGAGUUUUUGUGGGAGAACUUAUUCUCAGAAAUAAAGAUUUAGAUGAAGAAGUGGGGGCAACACUUCGACCUACGAAAAUGACGAUAUCAGCUUUAAACAGUAGGGGUGUACGACAUUCAAAACAAUUAACAAUGAAUCAACUUCCUAAAGAUUUUGAGGAGCUGACAAAGGUUUACGAGAAGUUAUCAAAAGAGUUAGUAAGUAUGCUGGAAGAGACUUGGAGCUUGUUAUCUCCUGGUAUAAAAAUGUACCCUUUGAGCAAUUGUUUUUUUGGUGUGUCUUUAUUCAAAGAUAUAAACUCGGUAAAUACAUUAGACGAUUUAAUGGUCACUGUAAAGAAAAGAAAACUUGAUCCAGGAGUUGCUAACAAAAGCAGUAGCCACUGUGAUCACAGAAUAGAGCAAUGCCAAACCACAAGCGCUACAAUUGAUACUCUGAUUGCAAGAAGGAGGGAUGACUCCCCAUUCAAUCUUGAGAAUAAGGGGCUACCUUCAGGGAGAAUAAGCAAUACUUUAUCGAAACAAAUGAAGGAGGAAAAGAGUAUUAUUGAUCUUUUCUCAAAACUGAAAGAUGAUAAAUCGUGCAACAACACCUCUAAUGUUGAGCCUGGGGUGGGGUCAUCGAUGGAUUAUCAGGAUACACAAAAUAGUAAUCAAAGAGAUUGUUCAGAGUGUGGGGAAGUAAUAGAAGCCUCCGAUUGGCAAGAACACACAGACUAUCAUGUUGCCCUUGAGCUUAGUCUGAAGCUUAAUAAAGAUCAAGAAGAGAGUUAUGGUGAGAAGCUGUUAAAGAAAAGGGGUACCCGAACCCAAGUUGGAAAGAAGUCGUUUAAGAAAUUUGAUAAAUCACAAAUGAAAUUACCAUUCUGA
This is a messenger RNA of Pichia kudriavzevii, 2025 nucleotides long. RefSeq lists its product as uncharacterized. NCBI's taxonomy places the organism in Eukaryota, Fungi, Ascomycota, Pichiomycetes, Pichiales, Pichiaceae. Gene Ontology annotation, molecular function: damaged DNA binding; DNA-directed DNA polymerase activity. Gene Ontology annotation, biological process: error-prone translesion synthesis; response to radiation. The coding region runs from base 1 to 2025 and encodes 674 amino acids. The transcript has a single exon. The record is from RefSeq and is a predicted model, not a curated record. Gene Ontology annotation, cellular component: replication fork; site of double-strand break; nucleus.